AUGGAUCAGCUUCCUGCAGAUGUGCUGCUGGGUAAUGAUGUUGGAGACAUCUGCUGCAGCAUCACAUGGAGACAGGCAGAGUUGGACGAGCCACCGGCAGUUGUCCAGGAGCUCCGCCUCCAUGUCAAUGAACUCCCUCUGCAUCUUCGGGUUGGAUAUAAAGAGCCCGGGGGAAUCAUAGUUGCCCCAGCUCAGCAGCUGAAUCACAGUUGCCCUCAGCUCAGCAGCAGAAUCAGCAGUUGGUUGGGAGUUGCCCAUUCCCUUGAGGUGCCAGUCAUGUUUGGUCUCUGGAUCUUGCUAGCCUCGUCUCUCAGUGGGGUGCACAGUCAGUUCCCCAGAGGUUGCACCACAAAUGAAGCAUUACAGAAAAGGACCUGUUGCCCAGAAUGGACAGAUGGAACCCCUUGUGGUUCUGGAUCAGGACGUGGAGCGUGUCGGCCCUGGGUGGCCCCUGUUAUUCCUGAGAAGUUUGAAGAGUUACUGUAUGAUGAUCGGUUAAACUGGCCACAUCACUAUUAUGACAGUACCUGCCAGUGCUUUGGGACAUUUAGUGGCUUCAAUUGUGGCUAUUGCAAAUAUGGUUACUAUGGUGAAAAAUGUGAUCAGAAAAAGACUGUGGUACGGAAAGAGAUCCGGGAACUUACCUUGGUAGAGAGGAACAGGUUCUUCAGUUACUUGGCUCUUGCUAAGACAACCAAAAGCAAGGACUUUGUGGUGCUCACCACCGGAGACAGACACAACAGUGACACAUAUACAUUUGUGGAUGCUUCAAUCUAUGAUGUGUUUUCUUGGAUCCAUUAUUACUCCAUGAAGCCAAUUAUGAUAAAAAGUGCAUUUAUUGAUUCAAAAACCUAUGCCCACCAAGGUCCUGCUUUCCCAGGGUGGCAUCGCCUGGGACUUUUGUUCUUGGAGAGAGAAAUUCAGCUCAUGACUGGAGAUGAAGACUUUGCUCUUCCAUAUUAUGAUUGGAGAGGAGAGAAGAAUUGCUCCAUCUGUACCAACGAUUUCCUAGGAGAUAAUGAUGCGCAGGGGAACCUGAGUCCUUAUUCCCACUUCUCCUAUUGGAAGGUUAUAUGCAGUGGUUAUGAUUACCCAGCUGUCUACUGCCGAGACCAUGAGGAACAUACAAUGGAAAAGCUGCUGAGGAAACCUGGCUCUGACCCUCUGAAUAGCAGAUUCCCCUCAUUCCAAGAUGUAGAGGAUACACUCAAGUGGCAGAACUUUGACACCUCUCCAUAUGAUGAAACAGCAAGAGAAAGUUUCCGGAACUCGCUAGAAGGGUUUCUGAAUCCAUCAGAUGGAGUUACCUUGGAGAGGAACAUGCACAACCUUGUCCAUAUGUACUUGGGAGGAACUAUGUCCCAAGUGCCCAUCUCCUGUAAUGACCCAAUGUUCGUGCUGCACCAUAACUUUAUUGACAAGAUAUUGGAAACAUGGAUUAAAAAAUAUAAUGGGGCCCCAAAAUUCUACCCUGAGAAUAGACAGCCUGGCCAGAGGCCCUAUGAGUGCGCUACCCCCUACUUCCCCUGUUAUCGAAAUAAAGACCUUCUCCAGACGUCUCGUCACUAUGGAUACACUUACUCUAAUUAUCAAGAGUUUGGGCCUGGAGACACUUAUGAGGGAAUUAUCACUGCAGCGACCAAAUAUAUCUUCUCAGCCUUGAGGCAUCUCCUACCCUGAUCUGCUUCGACCAUCUGAUCCCAACCUGGAACCCUCUUCUGAUCUAAGAACCCCUUACUAUUAAUCUCAUACCCUGGAAUAAUUGACUGCCCUCAUAUGCGCCCAGUCAUGUGAUCUCAGCCUGGAAGGGUAAAGGCAGGUUGACAAGGAAGGGGCCAAGGAAUUAGGGCAAUGUGAAGGCUACUCAUGAGUCAGAUCAGGCCAUAGAUACUGCUCUAUUGGUUAUUGAGUGCUUGUUAAUAAGUCAGUUGUUGUUCCAUUUAAUGGAAUGGUCUAAAUAAAAGUCCCUGCAGCUGUCAA
Molecule: messenger RNA, 1980 nt
Organism: Xenopus laevis (African clawed frog)
Lineage: Eukaryota; Metazoa; Chordata; Amphibia; Anura; Pipidae
Product: tyrosinase
Exons: 6
Coding region: 1-1680 (559 amino acids)
Source: RefSeq, a predicted model, not a curated record